This is a messenger RNA of Dermacentor albipictus, 14775 nucleotides long. It is a transcript of the gene spen, whose product is annotated as split ends. Gene Ontology annotation, cellular component: nucleus. The record is from RefSeq and is a predicted model, not a curated record. Gene Ontology annotation, biological process: regulation of transcription by RNA polymerase II. Lineage: Eukaryota; Metazoa; Arthropoda; Arachnida; Ixodida; Ixodidae. Gene Ontology annotation, molecular function: mRNA binding.
GGCCAUUUUGACCUCCCUCCCUGCUUCUCCCUCCUCAUCCGCGAGGGGCGGACCUCGUCGCGCUCUCGCCGCUUCUCGCGCGAGCCACGAGAACGGUGACGUCACUCUUCGCGGCGGAGAAUGCCUGCGUGUAGUGUGGGCCGCGAAGAAAACACACGGUGUAUGAUAUAUGUUUGAUGGGGCCGUGUGUACGAGUCCAGCGCAAUGAUGUCCUGAUGUGGCCAGCAAUGCAAGAUGGUUAGAGAGACUAGACACCUUUGGGUCGGAAAUUUACCGGAUAAUAUUCGAGAAGAAAGGAUACGGGAGCACUUCAAACGGUAUGGUAAGGUGCAGAGCGUGAAGAUCCGUCGCGAUGCGGACGGCGUUUGCGCUACGGUGUCGUUCAUCGACCUCCGGUCGGCGGCCAAGGCGCACGUGGCCGAGAACAAGCUGGACGAUCGGCUACUCAAGACCGAGUACUACGAGCCGGCCGCGGCCACCCUCUUCUCGCACGACGACGGCGCGGCCGGCGCGUCGUCGUCGUCGGCCUCUGCGGCGGCCGCGUCCCGGGUCGCGCCGUCGGCUCUGGUCGCGCCCGGCGGCACCGUCGGAGUCGGCGGCGGCGGCUCGGCGCUCGUCGGACCCGGCUGCCCGCCGUCGGCGGCCGUCGCGCCUCCCGGCGCACCCUACGCCCCGCAGGGUCCCGCGAGGAACCCAAGGUUUGUCGAUGAGCGGGGCUACUACUACGAUCGUACGGGUGACCGAGACCCGUACGUGCGGCGAACAACGGGCUAUCACGACGAGGACAGCUACCAAAGCAGGGGCCGCUCGAGAGAUCGAUACGCACGCUCGGCGGCCUCCAAUGCAUCUGCCUACCAGGACGGGACGGACAGGUGCCCGGCCUCCUCCAUCUUACCUGGACAGUACGGGAGUGGAAGCCACUUCCGGAGUCACGGCGUAUCACCGCGGCAGCCAGCACCCCUGCCGCAGUCAAGCCACUUCGACCCCCAAGGCGGCUACGGCUUGAGUCCAGCGGGCGAACCCUACCCCGAUGAAAAGGACAGCGGUUCGCCGUCGGCGGUGCGUGGCGGGCUCGCCUCACGGCGAGGCUCGGCGGUCAGCUCGACAGUCACCUCACCUCCGCAGCAGCCGCAGCUGCAGUCACAGACGCAGCAGCGGUGUCACAACAAGCACGGUUCGAGGUCCCAGUCACGCUCACGCUCCAGCUCUCGGAGUUCAAGCUGCAGCCGCCUAGGAUCGUCGUCUUCUAAGAUUCGCUCCAGCUCUAGCGACAGUAGCUGUCGCUCUCUCUCACCUAACAAGUCACCCACACACCAUUCAAGCAGCAGCACCAAGGCGUCACGCGGCGAGCGGCCAGCGAGCGCAGUGACAGCACCAUCAUCGAGUUCAUUCUUGCAGUCAACCAUCUCCACACCAAACACCAGUAGCACCAACGCCAACAAUGGGAGCAGUAGCAGUGGCAACUGCUUGCAAAACAAUAACUCCCUGGACGGGAGCACAUUGGGCGACAGGGAGGACAAGCGGCCACUCGGCAUCUGUGUUCGGAACCUACCAGUCAGAUCCACUGACACAAGCUUAAAGGACGGCCUCUUCCAUGAAUACAAGAAACAUGGCAAGGUUACUGUCGUCAAGGUCAUUGGGCAAGGUACCGAGCGGUACGCUGUGGUCUGCUUCAAGAAGCCCGAGGAUGUGGAGAAGGCACUGGAAGUGUCCAAGGACAAACUAUUCUUCGGCUGCAAGAUCGAGGUGACAUCGCACGAGGGCCUGGACGGUGAGGACAACGAAUUCAGGCCACUCGAAGCAGAGCUGGAUGAAUACCACCCGAAGGCGACGCGGACUCUCUUCAUCGGCAACCUCGAGAAGGACAUCACCACCACAGAACUGAGGAAACACUUCGACCAGUUUGGUGAUAUAAUUGAAAUUGACAUCAAGAAGCAGGGCUCGGCGUCGUCGUACGCCUUCAUCCAGUACGCGGACAUAGCGAGCGUGGUGAAGGCCAUGCGCAAGCUAGACGGCGAGAACCUGGGCGCCAACCGCAUCAAGCUGGGCUUUGGCAAGAGCAUGCCCACCAUGUGCGUCUGGCUAGACGGGGUCACCGACCUGGUCUCGGACAAGUUCCUCAGCCGCACCUUUGGCCGCUAUGGGCCCGUCUCCUUUGCAGCCAUUGACCGCGAGCGCGGCCACGCCCUUGUCUACUUCGACAGCCUGGAGUGUGCGCAGCAUGCCGUGGCAGAGAUGCGUGGCAGGGUCCUGGGCGGCAAGAAGCUGCAGGUGCGUCUUCUACAUACUGUGCCUAUGUUCCUGGAAGCCAAUCUUAAGGUUGAUUUUGCUAGUCGUGAGUGUCAGACAGCUUUCUUUGACAAGAUUGAAAUGUCUGGCCAAGUGCUCCAAGGUGAACGGCCCUGGGAGAGGAGGGAUCGUCGCCAGGAAUUUGACGUGAUACGUGACGAGAGGUUUCCAAGGGACAGCCGGGGGGUAACCUUUGAUGGUCGUGGCUACAGCCGGUACGAGGCCCAGCAGCGCUCCGCUGGGCGGGGUCCCUUUCGUGGCCUGCAGCGAGGAGGCACCUACAACAGCAGAGGCCGAGGCCAACCAUUCCAAGGGCGUUAUGACAGUGGCGUCUACCAUGACGAGUUUGGUGAACGGAGGCACCGGUUUCCAGACAAGGAAGACGGCUUAGAGGAUAUCACUCCGUAUGACGAACGGGCGGAGCGCCUCAAGCACAUAGAUGGAGUAUUGGGCACUGCAGAUUGGGCACCCCGCAAGACGAGCAGCAGCAUCAAAAAACACCGCAACUCAACAAGUGAUCAGGAGAGCCACCACAGCCAGUCACCACCGCAGUCCCGGCAUCACAGCCGGUCCCCGCCACCGUCAGUCAAGGGCUCUAAGAAGGGAUCGUCCAAGGAGCGGCCUUCCCAGCGGCACCGGCUUAGCCCUGGCCGGUCGUCCUCCCGGAGCCCAGUGGUUAGGGAUGUGGCUUUGGAUUCGGAUGAUAUGCUUGUGGACGUGCGUGACAUACGGCGACGUUCUUUAGACAGCACUCUAAAGUCGGACUCUAAGGAAUUGCCGCUGGCUUCCGUGUGCAGCAAGCUGGAGGCAUUUCAGGACUCCGGUGCUGAACGGAUACGCAGCAGCAGCAGCAAUAGCAGUCGUAUGAGGAGAGACGAGGAUGUUAACUCGACAAGCGAUUCCCCAUCACAGCUGGAGCGCAAGAGACGCUUGCUGGGGCUCAAGGAGAGCUCGAGUGGUUCACGCCCAGAGGACAGCCGCAGUGACACGGACUGCGCCGAAGGUGACGAAGAGCUGUCUGUACGAUCUGACAGCAAGUACCUUUCUAAGCAGGUGCAAGACAUUCUAAGCUCCAGUGAUGGCGAGUGUUCCCCCUGCACUGACGGAGCUGCCAGGAAGAAGGGGAAGGGUUUGCCAACCGACACAUGUGCAGCGGCCAGCCGUUCGCGGCCGGCCAAAGACAUUCCCAGUGUUGUGUCCAAGAGGUUACCCACGAACUGUAGGACUGCGGGUAGCUUUGAGGCUAAAUUUUCUGUGGAAGUGCCGAGUGUCAGGGUGGGCGAAUUGUUGCAGAGUUCAAGGAAGCAGGUGGAUCCACGGCGGCAGCUUGACCACAACAAGGUGUCCUCCACUGUGAGCAGUUACCUUCGUGCAAAAAAGGUGCACUCAGACAAGCUGGACCUGUGUGUGGGGGGUGACCGGUCAAAGAUGUGCGACCCGAGCCUGGUCUCGUCCACGGACAGUGAGAUGGGCUCACAGGAUGCGUCCCUGCUGGCGCACUUGGCCCACAGACAUGGUGAGGAAGGUAUUGACGAGGUGUCCUCGUCGAGUGACAACCCACAGCCGCCAGUACGGACACGACCUUUUCGUGAGUCCAGCCCGCUGUCCCUGCCCCUGCCCAAGUUUGCAGCGGCAUUGCGCUCACCUAAGGCAUCUCCUUGUGUGGCUGCAUCCCCGAUGGCCAACUCGCAGAGCCCACAUGGCAACUGUUCACCCCUGAGUGCCUUGAACACCAAGAACGGACCCGUGUUCCCAGAAGCCCUGGCGCGGCCUGAGAAGCCAGUGGAAGAAAAGCCAGCAGAAGUGAUCCCGCCGGAGUCGGUGCCCGAGGCUCUAUCCCCAAGUCCAUCCCCCAAAGGGCUGAAGGGCCCUUCCGAUUCCAAGCUGCCCGAGAGUUCUUCGGACUCGGAGAGCUCAUUGCCUUCCCCAAAUCGUCCGUCCUUUGAUGAACAGAUACGGGCACUCGAUGAGAGGUACAACGCCCUCACGGGACCCACUCGAACAUUCACGGGCCCUUCGAUGGCAGGUUGCACAGUAGAAACACCAGCGCCAGUGACCAUCGACUACAACAAGUACAACAUCAAAAAGAGGCCCAGGUUUCCGGCGCUUUCUCAGGAGUUUCGUACUGAGCCAUCAGAGAUAAUGAAGACUCUACUGGCCAAGACCACCAUCCUGGACCAGGACUCCAAGCGGCUGGAGCACAUCAACGAGAAGUAUGAGCCGAAGGAUGUCAAGCUCGACCUUUGCUCGAGCAGUGCCAAGCCAUUGUUUCGUACCAAGGCAGCUGCCAAGGAGUUCUCAACUCCACUGUCACUCCCUUCCCUGGGCUUUUCUUCGUGCGCUCCUGCCACUUCUACUGCUCUGCCCCAGGGUGCCUCUAGUCCAAGCUUCACUCAUGCAAGCACCGUUGCUCCUGGAGCGUCCCCUAGCCAAACAGUUCCUAAUUGUCCUUCUCAGUGCACCACAAGCCAGACACUUGCAGCUCCAGCCCCACUGGCAGCACCAGAGCCUCAUCCGAAACAUGUGCCGCUGAUGGUUGCAACGUCUUAUAAUGACGUUCCUCCCACAAGGACUGUUCCACCCUCCAUACUGCGGCGAGACUCUUCUCCACCCUGUGUAGUGAAACAGGAACCAUUCCAGAGCCCACCUCGAAAUCCCACACCUUUGUCACCCCCUGCUGCGGUUGUGGUGAAAAAAGAGGUGAUGUCACCAAGGGCUUCUUCGUUACUUCGGCGAGACUCUUCUCCUCCGGUUGUGGUCAAGCAGGAACCCUUCCAGAGUCCACCACGAACUCCUGCUCCACCUUUGCCUCUGGCUGUGAAGAAAGAGCCCGGGUUGGAUAACCUUCCGACGAGGAAAGAUAGCAGGAAUCGAGAGACAUGCACGGUCAAGCUGGAGCCCGCGGCUGUGAAGGAAGUGAGUGUGAAGAAAGAGGCACACAAAGACAGCAGCACUAAGAAAGAGUCCAGGAAAGAGUAUCAGUCGUCUUCCUCCAAGAACAUUCUAAGGGAGCAUCAUGCCACUUCUGAUGCCUCUUGCAACUCGGUGUCACAUAAAGAAAGGAGAGAUUCGCACUCUCACGACUCUUCGGACCUACCUGCACCCCUUCCACUGGCAGCAGUUAAGCAGAGGGUGUCAUCUAUUGACAGCAACGAAUCUGAUUCGGCAAAAUCAUCGCGAUCGAGUGAUGCCUACCUUGAAGUUCCCCCAGAAGCCACAUGGAACCGAAGCGAAGAUGAGAGACGUUCCAUAGAACCAGAAGCGAAGCGGCCAAAGUUGUCACAUUCCUCACGGGAGAGAGACAGCUUUGAUAAAAGCCACUCAUCCAGCAAGUCAAGCUCAUCACAUUCAAAGAAAUCUGAGAAGCGGCUCGAGAAGUCGUCAUCCUCAUCGUCGUCGUCUUUCAAGUCGGAGAGGACAGAAAAAUCACAUUCGUCCCACUCAUCGAAAAACGAGUGUGGUGACAAGCAGGAUAUGAAGUCGUCAUCCGAGUCCAAACGCGAUAGCUCUAAAAGCAAAGAAGACAAGAAGUCAUCUAAGUCAAGGGACAGCAGGGAAAAGUCACGGGACCGACCUAAGGAAAAGGAAUCGAGUAAAGAGAAAGGCCAAGACUCUAAGCAUGGAUCUUCUUCUGGGUCUCACACCAGAACCAGCAGCAGCAGCUCUAAGCAACGAAAAGAGCAUGGGUCUGACCGUUCCGAAAAAGAUAAGUCUAGAUCUGAGAAGCGUACUUCAUCAACAAGCGAACAAUCAAGGGACUCAAAAUCAAAGUCCAAGAGCAAAAGCGAAAGCCACUCCGCAUCGGCCCCUCAGGCGUCCGACUUCUGCUUCCUGGAUGAUGAGCCUGUCUAUUUUUCCAUGUAUGACAAAGUGAAGGCACGUUCUAGCCAAAACCAAACCCUAAAAGAUCAAGCAAACAUGGAAACCAUGCGGCAAAAGUUCAGCCGGCUCAAGCAGAGUCGUGCCAAGAAGGGGAAGUCUGCGGACAUGGACUCAGAUCGGGAUUCGGAUCUUUCUAGUCACCACUCCUCUGACUCCGAGACCAAGUCUAGGGUUCCAUCUCACAAGUCCAAACAACUCACCAAGAAGCGCAAGCUGGUCAUUGAGAGCUCGUCUGACGAAAACGAACAGUCGUUUGCGAUGCGGCUCUUACACAACAAGAACGAUGACAGCAGCGACUUUUGCUCUGACUCUGAGAUGGAAUCGUACAAGGAAGCCUUCAACAAGUGCAAGGAGAGAAAGGUGGACAUUUCUGAUGUUGAAACCUCAGAUUCUGACGAACCAUCUCACAUAAUGGCGGCAUCUCGAAAACAAAAGCGAAAGCAGCGUCACUCCUCUGAGAAGUCCACAAAGUCUCGGCAUGGGAAAUCGGAUAUAGAAAGCUCGGAUGCAGACAUCAGCAGAUCGCUAAAGAGAAAGGAGCUCAAGAAGAAAGCAAUGCGCAAGCCUAGCAUUCUCAAAUCUGAUGCUGAAGGCUCUGACGAUGAGUGCCAUCCAAAGACAGAUGAAGGCAAGUCGGUCAAGCAGAGAUUAUCAAGACAAGAGGAUGUCAGAGACAAGUCAGACAUAUCCCACACCAAGGAAACUGUUAGUCAUAGGAGCAGAAGCAGUAGCAAAAGCAAGCGCCCAAGCAAAGACACUGACGAGUCCAAACAUGAAGAAGACUCUGAACUGUCUAGGCAAAGGCACUCCAGUAAAAAGCGGAAAAAAUCUAAGAAGUCAUCUAAGUUAAAAGAAAAGAAAUCAACAGAAAAAUCCAGUUCAUCAUCACUGGCUGCUCCAUCACAGAAACGGUCUGACACACACUGGGAUGUUGGAGAAAUGUUAGACGAGUCUUCAGUGUCUUCGAAAUACAUUGGCUCGCCAAAACAAACACUGAAUUCACCACCUGUCCUGCAGCCAAGUAUUUUCUCUGAUGUGGAAAUGAAGUCAGAGCUGUCAGAUUACGACUUCGAGGCAUCAUCAAAGCCAACAGAAAAGCUCAAGGACAGGCAUCCCGAAGCAUCAUGGGACAGCAAACACAAUGUGGCAAUAGAGUUCUCCCCUGUAAAAGAGAUCAAACAGGAAAGAGAAGAGGUAGCAAGUGCUAAGCGAGAGAGUGACUCUGAACUUGACAAGAUCGUCGACGCCCUGACCGAAGCUGUUGAGCCACGAGGUCCUGCAGUACAAGAGUUUCCUGCCACAGACAAAAAGGAAGAGUACGAAAUGGAUAGGUUGCCCUAUGACGAUGUUACAUGCGAUGUACCAUCUACAAGACAUCUUAGCGAAGAUGAUGACAAGGAAUCGUCUUCGAGGCAGGAUGACGGGAAAAGCAAAGAACACAGGAAGAAAAAGAAGCAGUCAAAGGAGAAGAAGCGAAAGCACAAAGAGGAUGUCGUCCUACAGAGUUCCCCGGUGCGAGAGCCAAUCGAGGAACCUACUCCAGCAUUUCCAGCUGCACUGGACGAAGACAGCAAGCUCACUGAGGACAUUCGUUUGGACGAGGACAUAGCAGAGGAGGCAAGGCGUCUAGAAGAGGAGCUGCUGGCACAGUCUGAGGAGACCAGCACGUUUGGUGACGGAGACAAUGUGCUGAGGAGGGAAGAGAAGCCACUGCAGGCAGAAAGGCACUUUGAAGAAGAAGCCGCUAAGGAAACAAAGCGACUUGAGGAGGAGCUGUUUUCGUCGGGCAGGGACUCAUGGCAUAUGAAAGACGAGAAGGUUUACGAUGACGUUGCGCCCCAGAAGGAGCCUAAGACUGAUGUUCUGGAUGUGUCCUCAGCAAAAGAUAGCAGCUAUUCUAGCCUGGUAGCAACGGAGGAGUUGCCAAGCCGCCAUUCAGAGUCACCGCACUACCUCAGCCACGAUGUGCCAGAGCAGUUCAAGAUCGACGACAAAGAGCAGAACACGUAUGAGCUUGACAGCCCAAGGAAGAUGGAGGACGACCUGGCAGUUUAUGCCCUGCUCCAAGAAAUGGGGAACGACGGUAUCUCUGCCCCGGAACUUCCAAAGGAGCCUGACUACCUUGACCCUAUGGUGCAGCAUCAUCAGCAACAGCACGAGGAGUCUAUGAGCUUUUUGCUGCCUGAUGAGAGCUCAAGCUCCCUCCAAAUAGACACAUCUAUGCCAGAUCUCACACAAGAGGAAAGCAGGGAAUCUGGCGGUGCCCUUGAGUUCACAGACGCUCUGCAGUCUUUGCAACAGCCACAGCAGCAGCCACAACCACAACCACAACAGCAGCAGCAGCAGCAACUACAACACCAGCAAGAGCAGCCACAAAGUGAACAACAUGAAGAGCUUUUGGAAAAGACUUCAGAAGGUCCCAUUGAGGAGUCCUCCAGAUGUGAAAAUGCUGAGGAAGAGCCACCGAAGGAUGUAACAUCAGAGCCACCUUUGCUCAUUGAUGCUAAAGAACCUGAACCAAGCAUGGUGCCACCCAAAGAGCUCCCCGAUCUCACAAGAGCUGCACUGCAACCAGAAGGGCACACUACAUCAACAGAAGAGUCUGACAUUGCUGGAACCACAGCAGCUAAGCCCGAAAAGCAGAGGCUCAAGCGAAAGCGGCGGCGAAGUUCAAGAGCCGAGAGUGCCAGUCAGCGACUUCUGUCCGAUACAGAUGAAGAACACCAGUUUGUUGGUGACAAGAGGUAUGAACAGCCAGAAGAAUCCCUUCCAGCUGACCCAUACCAACCUGUCAAGGAAGAACCAAGGCCAUCGCUCACAGAAAGCACCCUUCUUCCUUCUACAGAGGAGUCUGUAGAGGAGAAGCCUGCAGAUGUCACAAAAGCUCCAGCUGAAAUGUUGAAUGAUGAGCCAAGCACGUCACCACAGCAUAAGGCUCUCCAAGUUACAAAGCAGGAAGAAUCGAACGAUGCCCAGACUGCACUUGCUUCUGACGUUGCAGCUGAACCCAAAGAAAAAGCUGAAGACAUGGAAAUGGUGGAAGAGAACAACGAGGAUACAGCAGACUCAAGGCCAAGCAGUGUACACCAGACUGAGGUCCCCAUUGAGAAUGACAGUAGUAAGGAUCAAGAGAUGUUUGACGACAUGUCUCACCGUGCACCAAUUCUUGAUAUCAUUGAGACCCUUAGUUCUCCAGUUGGAACUGGUGACGCUCAGGAGGGUGAGCAAGAUGAAGUAGUACACCAGGAAGUUGACUCUUCUGGCGAACAGCUGGAUAACACUCUUUCAGCAGAAGAAACACCAGCACAUUCCACCGAGCCCGCUGUAGCAGGAACAGAAGGUGUCAAGCGCAAAACAGGGAGCCGCAAGGGACGCAAGACAAAAUCGAGGAGGGCCUCUGUACCUCGCCUGGAAGUCGCUGAUGUCCCAAAAGUUCCUGCAAGGAGAGGCCGUGCCACAUCGGCUGACAAAGUGCGGCGCUGCCUAAGGUCAGAUAAUAUUGAGAACACGCUGUCCGAGACAGAAGAUGCACCUACGUUCCCAUCUGGCGAAGUCAAGAAUGAAGUUGGUAGUUUGGAGGCUGAGUCACUGCAGAUUGGAGGUGAAGCACAACACCAUGACGAAGAACGGCUGAGGCUCUCAUUUGACAGCAGUACAUCUAAAGAGAGCACUGAAUCAUCUGCUGCUCCGGCUGCAAGCCUCGCUGGUGGUCAUGGUGCAGACAACACCCUACCCGAAGAGAAGCUUGGCGACUUCUGCAUGGAUCCAUACAAAGAGGAACCGAAAAAGAGGAGAGGUCGAAAGAAGAAAAGCUCUGGUGAGCAUCAUCCAGGUCGCAUAUCACCUGUUCUUGACAAAACAUCUGAUCUGAGAAGUGAAGAGCACGAUUUCAAGGAUGCAGAUAAGCAGAAAGAACAACGGUCACUCUUCAUUUGCACGCGACAAGGCACAACAGUGCAUGAACACAAGUUGACGAAGGGCAGUACAGCCAGUGCCUAUGACGUGUAUGAGUUCAAGGAUUCCGAAGAUGAAGAGGAGACCCAGUUCGGGGGUACUGAUUGGCAAGUGGCACCUGAGAAGCACCUCGAGAGGCACAUAGAGGCCACCCCAAAGACUGCCGACCACGCCAUCCAUGAUGAAAGCAAGACGCACGAGUUGAGACCCGCCGAGUGUCCAGCCUUUGAAGGCAAGCUCCAAGAGUCUAAUGCUCACGAUGCCAGGCUACACGAGACCAAGACUCAUGAGCUGAGAUCUCAUGAUGCCAGUAGAAUGCACGACAUCAAGAGCCAUGAUGGCAAGGUUCAUGACAGCAAGACCAGCGAGACUGUCAAGACUUAUGACACCAAGGCCCAUGAUGCCAAAGCAAGCGACGCCAAGACCAAUGAGGUCAAGGUAUACGAGGUCAAGGCACACGAGGUCAAAGCUCACGAGUCACAGCAUGAGAAGCGGCACGACGAGAGCAAGCACAAGGCCUUCCAUCAUGAAGACAAGGAGGCUAGCACCAAGGAGUACGUUACCGAGCUGAGUCAGCAUGGCAAGAUCUCUAUCACUAUCCGUCUGCACCAGAAGGACGGCCAUGAUGGCAGCUCAUCCAGCACAGCUGAAGUGGUUAAGACAUCAGAAGCAGUCGCUGGGGACGACACUCGGCAGGAGAAGGUGCCACCCGCCAAGCAAGAACCAUCCGAUGCACAUCAGAUCAAGACCAGGAAGUCAGCUCGGCUCAUGUCGCAGGCCAAUAAGACCACCAUUGAUGAGACCAUUGAAGAUGUAGUCAAAGGACACUUCAAGGCACCUGAAGAUGAAGGUGACUUGCACUCUGAAGGGCCAAUGACCCGAGCUGCUCGAAGAACCAGGUCAAGCAGGCGGAACGAGGAAGUGUCAUCAAAGGCCGAUCCAGAGGGCACCGCUGAAGUCACAAAAACCAAGAACGAAACCCCAGUGCUUGUCAUUGCAGACAACAAAGUCAAGGAUAACAUUGAGGAGAACAAACCUGUUGCACCUGUUUCUACUAUCGUUCUUCCACCACCGCCGCCACCACCACCACCACCACCACCACCAGCAGUAGAAACGUUGAGUUCAGUAACUGAUACAGAGCACACUAGCAAGCCAGAAUCCAAGAUGUCUCUGCGGUCCUUCAGGUUCACAAGAUCUGCUGCAAAGGCAGAAAUGUCGAAGGACACAGGAGUGAAGGAAGAACCUACCCAUGAAGUUGAACCCUCCAAAGAAGACCUGUCUUUGCAGCAACAGUCUCGGCCAGAAUCAACUCAAGCAGAAGCCUUGCAGGCAACGCUUACUGCGCUACCAAUGAGGCCCGAACAAGUGGCUGUCAAGGAUGAGCAGAAAACAAAAGCCUCUGCAGGACUGUGUGAAACUGAAGACAGUGACUCACGACAGAGUCCAACAGAGCUCAUUGACCCUGUCACUGGCUUCCUGACACCUGUAAAUAAAAAUGGAGAACCCUCAGUAGCGGCAGCGGCAGCAGCAGCAGUCCCAGCAGCAGCAUCUGACAGUGAAGCUCUGUCAAGAAUUGUGAAGCCGCAAAGCCAACAGACAGCUUUGAAUGUCGUAGAGAGCAAACCAGCACCUGCCAGUUCUUCAGUAGAAGCAAGCACUCCAUCGUGGACAAUUCCACCUCAGUCCAAUGCUGUGGGCGACACAAAAGCACCAUUGAAGGAAGCCAAGCCUCCCCUUGAACUUAUCCAGCGACCACCAGUAUUGGCACAUGCUGGUGCUGCAAAGAGCCAUGGGAUCUUGCAAGGCCCUGUAAUCCACGGCAGACCUGCACCACAAGCAGUUGUUACAACCAUGUUACCAUCAGAGCUGCAGAAGGUGUCUGCUGCUCACAUGCGGCCAGAGGCAGCUGUGAGCAAGCCAUCUGAGAUGCCUGUUGGCCCUGCUGUGGCAGCCAUAAAGAUUCCAGAGCAGCAGGCACCCAGUAGCAUGCCAAUUAGCACAUCAGUGCCAACAGGAGCCAUGCCGGCUCACUUUGUCGGUGCCAAGGGACUGUCACUGCCGCCAGUGGGACAGCCCCCAGUGUCUCUGGGGCAGCCCCCAUCUGUGUCUAUGGGACAACCGUCCGUGUCACUAGGCCAACCCCCGGUGUCACUAGGACAACCAUCAGUGUCAGUAGGGCAGCCACCUGUGUCUGUGGGGCAGACCCCGGUAUCUCUCUGUCAACCUCCAGUGUCUCUUGGACAGCCCUCCAUGUCCCUGGGUCAGCCUCCGCUAGGCGUGUGGGUGGGAGCCCGUCCGCCCAUUGGACCCCAGUACCCACCGUCGUUCACUAGCCUGGCAGGACAACAGCAUCUGGCGAGGGGUGUGCACUCUUCAGUUGUACGGACACCAUCGCUGCCACAGCAGGAAGCAGCCACCAAGAUGCCUGGUCCUGCACAUGCGAUGGUUGGAGGACCCAACUCGGCACAGGUGCACUGCAACCAACCAAAGAUGGAGGGUCCACCAACACAGCUGCCAGUGGCACAGCAGCCCCACCAUCACCCACAGCAGCACAUUCAGCCACACCAGUCACAUCCGCAGCAGCACUCGCAGCUGCACGUACCAUCACCCCACCAGCAACUGCUGCAGCAGCAACAGCAGCAUCAGGUGCCUCAGCAGCAGGUUUCCCAGCACAAGGUGUCUCAACACCACCACCAGCCACUACAGCCACCACAGCAGCAGCACCAGCACCAGCAACAGCAACAGCAGCAAGGUCCAGGCUUGCACCCUCCACACCACCCAGGCGAGAUCAAGGGUGUGCCAGUAUCGGUGGCCCAACACCUUCAGUCGCCGCCGCAGCAGCCACACGUGGUUGCCACGAGUCACAUCAAGGCCGAGGGCUUUGCCAUGCCAUCGCAGGCUGUGGGACGUGUGGGCCCAGCAUCUCGCACACCUCCAGCCCCUGUGCCACGCCAGCUGACCCUGGUGGAGGGAGUCGUGCCAAGCAGAAGCCAGGGCCUGCCACAACAGCAGGGCCCUGCCAUCAUGACCCAAGCACCCACAAAAAUCCACGAACCGAGGACACCAGUUGGAUCCAAGGGGACCAUGUCAGGAAUGCAGCAUGCAGCCAAACAGACGGGCGGCUUCCUGCAGCCACCGUUUGGGGGCUACGAGCCCUCAGGAAUGCCUGGAAGCUCGCAUGCUGCCACUGGAGGCUCAACUGGGGUGGCUCCACCAGGCGGAGGCGUGAUAGCCGAGCUUCUGCAGAAUCCACAUCUGAUGCAGCAGCACAAGAACUACCAGCUGGCUGUAGCUGCUUCGCAGUACAUGGGAGGCGGGCCACUAGGGCGACCGGGAGCGAGCUUGCACGUCGGUGGCCCCAGCCAAUCUGCCACUCCGCCCCAAGAGCUGCUGCACCUGCGCCCUUCACCUGGUCAGCAACUGCUGGUGGCAGGCCACCUAGGCAUGCACCCGCCGGACCUCUCGGCAUACAUGCACCACCAGCAGAUGCUGUACGCAGCAGCGCAGCAGCACCCUCACUAUGCCCUGCCACCCGAAGCUCAAGGGCUGCGAUUUGCAUACCCGCCCGGUGGAUUCCGAGCGCCACCCGAGCCUCGCGAGGGUGUAACCAAGGAAAGCCGUCCACCACCACCCCUCAAAGGAAACGAUGCAGAACCCACCUUAGCCGAAGGAGCACCCAAAGAUGUCCCCAGCAAGGAGCUGCUGCGGCCACCGUUCCCACCAUUGCGACAGACGAGCCCCAGGGUGGCCUCCUCACCACAGGAGCGAGUGACGGACUCACCCGCGGUGGCCAGCCCCUACGGUCUGCGGGGGGCCGGUCACCUCGGGCCCACAGACAAGGGUCCUUCCUCGGACGAGCCCCCCAAGCCCCCUGCUGCCCACCAGGGCUUCCACGAACCAACGGGGGGUCUGGGGGGCUCACCGCCCUUCCUUCACUCACCUGGUGGUGCGUUGGCCCUCAAGAAGGAGGCCGACGUGGCCAAAAAGGGGGUUCCAUUCGAGCGACGCCAGACGGGCCUCGAGGCACCUUUGCACCAUGGGCCACCCCCCGCACAUGCCUUGGCACCUCCACCUGCUGCACCCAGAUCUCAGCCACAGACACCACCGCAUGCCAGCCAAGUGCCUCCACAGGGAGACUCUUUCCUAUUACAGCGCUACCCUGUCAUGUGGCAAGGUCUGCUAGCCCUAAAGAACGACCAAGCAGCCGUGCAAAUGCACUUCGUUUCGGGCAACUCGAGGAUUGCUGUCGCAUCACUUCCACCCAUGACCGACGGCUGCACGCCGCCAGUCCGCAUCGCACAGCGGAUGCGGCUUGAGCAGACCCAGCUGGAAGGAGUAGCUCGAAAAAUGCAGAUGUUGGACGAGCACUGCAUCCUGCUGGCACUACCUUGCGGACGAGACCACAUGGAUGUGCUGCAGCAGUCCAACAAUCUACGCAAUGGAUUCAUCAAUUACCUGCAGCUGAAGCAGGCUGCUGGCAUUGUCAACGCGGCUGCACCCGGCUCUCAGCAGCCAGCCUACGUGAUCCACAUCUUUCCAUCCUGCGAGUUCUCCAACGAGAACCUCGCACGCAUCGCACCAGACCUGUUGCACAGCGUCAGCGACAUCGCCCACCUGUUGGUCAUCAUCGCCACAGUGUGAACCAGGGAA